Messenger RNA from Microcebus murinus (gray mouse lemur), 3552 nucleotides. The record is from RefSeq and is a predicted model, not a curated record. NCBI's taxonomy places the organism in Eukaryota, Metazoa, Chordata, Mammalia, Primates, Cheirogaleidae.
GCGGCUGUGGCUUGGUCCUCCCUGCCUGGAUGCCACCGGCCGCCUCCUCACUGGCCGCCUGCUGCUGCUUAGCCUGACGAUCCCUUCUCCCCGUAGGGGCCAGCGAGCUUCUAGAAACACAGAUCUGAUCGUGUCACCUCUCUGUCCCCAAGACUUCCUUUCAGGGCCUACGGUGCCCCGCAGGACCUGGCCGUGCUCCGUGCUCUCUGUUUCCCAGCUGGGCUGGGCUGUGAGCUCUGUGGGGACUGAGACUGAGACGGGACAGUAGUCUUUCUGCAGGGCACCCGCGCGGGCACAGUUCUUGGGACCUCGUAGAUGCUCAGCACACCCUCUAGCGUCAAUGAACGAGCCUCGGUUCCCUCCUCUGGAAAGUAGGGGCACUGUCACCUGCCCCUCAAGACUGAAUGGGGGUUAGAGACAUCAUGCAGGUGACAUGCUCGGUCUGUGCUCACAAGGACGGUGACUUGGAUUUGUGUUCCCAGAGGGAGCCCCUCCUCCCACCUCCCCGCUCUGGGGAGGUGCAGGGUCAGUAACCCACUCCACACCAGGGGGACAAAUUGUUAGUAAAGGGGCAGGAACCUGGCCUUUGUGGGUGAGUGUUUAGGGGCUGGACUCUCUGCCCGGAUGACGGGGCCCAUGUGCCUGUGAAAGUAAGACCCGACCAUAGAGGUUUCAAAGGACCGUGUCGUGAUGUCUCAUGGGCAGGUGGGAAAGUGAGGCACUGAGGACUGGGGUGCAGGGACCUAGGGCUGUCUUCCGCCCCUUGAGAUGGGUUCCUCCACUCUAGCUCUCAACACCUUGCACUCAGAGGAAAACAGAACUUCUCAAAGUGAGCAACCGUCAGUAAUUAGCCUUGAUAAGAGAAAGGUACAUGAGGCCCGGAGCAUGGAAUUUGAGGAAAUUGUGUACCAGUGAAAGGGUAGACUCUGUGCGGAAGAUAAGGACCAACUUAGGCAGGAUCUGAGCAAUAUGAAGGGUUUGUGCAUUCAUUCAUUUAUACACUCAUCCUUUGUUCAUUCAACAAAUAUAUACUAAAUGCCUCUCCUCUGCAUCAGUCACUGUGCUUGGGCCAGAGAUAUAGGAUGAACGUGAUAGUGAACAAAGUUGAAUUUUGAGUUAAGUUACCAGAAUGAGUUUCCUAGUGGCCAAAGCAAUGAGGGAAACCUGCGUAGCUGUAAACUCCACCGUGGCCACAAACGCUACAGCUGCCUAUAAGUUAGUUGUUCAGGCAAAAGCCCAGGUUUUCCUGGCACAAUGCAUGUCCGGGACUGCCAUGUCUACUGUGCUUUGUUGCUGAUCUGACAAGAGUAACCCAUGGGACCUAUGUGUGUCUCAUGGAUAAAGACCGACUAAAGCAGAGGAAAACUUCAAAGACAAUGUAAACACACCACUAGAGACUCCUUUUUCACGCAUUUCCUUGCAUCGUCCUCUCUCCAAGCCUUUUGCCCAUGUUAACGCCCUCACUGCCACCUUGCUUGUCAUCUCGAAGCCCAGGUGGUGACGCCUUAUGGUGGGGGCAUAGCAGGUGUGUGUCCCCUCUCUGACCCUCCCUCUUACUGCCCUAGACUGCCAGGAGCUGCUGCCGCCACCGGCUGUGAUGGCCCACAUCCCGGGAGGGGGCGCCCCAGCGGCGGGCGCCGCCCCCACGGGCCCCCAGUACUGCGUGUGCAAGGUGGAGCUGUCGGUGAGCGGCCAGAACCUGCUGGACCGCGACGUCACCUCCAAGUCCGACCCCUUCUGUGUCCUCUUCACAGAGAACAACGGCAGGUGGACGGAGUACGACAGGACAGAAACCGCCAUCAACAACCUCAACCCCGCGUUCUCCAAGAAGUUCGUCCUCGACUACCACUUCGAGGAGGUGCAGAAGCUCAAGUUCGCCCUGUUCGACCAGGACAAGUCCAGCGCGCAGCUGGACGAGCACGACUUCCUGGGCCAGUUCUCCUGCAGCCUGGGCACGAUCGUCUCCAGCAAGAAGAUCACUCGGCCGCUGCUGCUGAUGAAUGACAAGCCUGCGGGGAAGGGCUUGAUCACGAUCGCCGCCCAGGAGCUGUCGGACAACCGGGUCAUCACGCUGAGCCUGGCGGGCAGGAAGCUGGACAAGAAGGACCUCUUCGGGAAGUCAGACCCAUUUCUGGAGUUUUAUAAGCCGGGAGACGAUGGCAAGUGGAUGCUGGUGCACAGGACCGAGGUGAUCAAGUACACGCUGGACCCUGUGUGGAAGCCGUUCACAGUGCCACUGGUGUCCUUGUGUGACGGGGACAUGGAGAAGCCCAUCCAGGUCAUGUGCUACGACUAUGACAAUGAUGGAGGCCACGACUUCAUCGGCGAGUUCCAGACCUCGGCGUCGCAGAUGUGUGGGGCUCGCGACGGCAUCCCGCUGGAGUUUGAGUGCAUCAACCCCAAGAAGCAGAGGAAGAAGAAGAACUACAAAAACUCGGGCAUCAUCAUCCUGCGCUCCUGCAAGAUAAACCGGGACUACUCUUUCCUGGACUACAUCCUGGGCGGCUGCCAGCUCAUGUUCACGGUUGGAAUAGACUUCACAGCCUCCAAUGGGAAUCCCCUCGACCCUUCCUCUUUGCACUACAUCAGUCCCAUGGGCACCAACGAGUACCUGUCAGCCAUCUGGGCUGUCGGGCAGAUCAUUCAGGACUACGACAGUGACAAGAUGUUCCCGGCUCUGGGAUUCGGGGCCCAGUUACCCCCGGACUGGAAGGUCUCCCACGAGUUUGCCAUCAACUUCAACCCCACCAAUCCCUUCUGUUCCGGCGUGGACGGCAUCGCCCAGGCGUACUCGGCUUGCCUGCCCCACAUCCGCUUCUACGGGCCCACCAACUUCUCCCCGAUCGUCAACCACGUCGCCCGGUUCGCGGCCCAGGCCACACAGCAGCAGACGGCCACGCAGUACUUCAUCCUCCUCAUCAUCACUGACGGCGUCAUCAGCGACAUGGAGGAGACGCGGCACGCCGUGGUGCAGGCUUCCAAGCUGCCCAUGUCCAUCAUCAUCGUGGGCGUGGGCAACGCCGACUUCACUGCCAUGGAGUUCCUGGAUGGGGACAGCCGCAUGCUGCGUUCCCACACGGGGGAGGAGGCAGCCCGAGAUAUCGUGCAGUUCGUGCCCUUUCGAGAGUUCCGCAACGCAGCGAAAGAGACCCUGGCCAAAGCUGUGCUAGCGGAGCUGCCCCAACAAGUCGUGCAGUAUUUCAAGCAUAAAAACCUGCCCCCCACCCACUCGGAGCCUGCCUGAGCCCCACCCAGCAGCAGCAUGCCGGCUGGGCCUCCCCCCAACCCCCAGAACAUGCACGCUCACCCUGCGUCCCUGUGGGUGGCAUUUUUUUUACCGAUCGGCAUUUUUAUUUUUUACAAAUGGACCUACACCCCCAACUUCCCCCAGCCCAGCUGGGCUUCCUUUGUUGGAGUCAAUUGAUGAUGCUUCCAGGCCAAACUUCCUCUCCUCCCCUCCCCACCCUUGCCACUCUUAAGUAUUGAAUGUACUUUGUAUAAUUUUAGUGGAAUUAUUGUUAUUAAAGGAAAAUAAAAUUUUUACAAUCAUAA